AUGGGCGACGUCUACCGGGAGAGCCGGUACCGCGAGUACGAUGAUCGCUUAUCUGACGACGAGCCAUACAAAUCCACGACAGUGCGUCGCUACAAGAUCAAACCCAGUCGUGACGAUCGUUAUGAGCAUCCAGAUGUCGACGACGGACGCUCACGCUACUCGAGAGACACUCGUGGAUGGGACGACAAUCAUGAAUACGAACGAGAGCGUGAACGUCGCCCCGAGCGGCCCAGAUCCGCGUUCGAGCCACACGUCGGAAUGGCCUCCCAGUACGACGAUCGCAGGAGUACCGUGCUCUAUGACCGCGAUGUGCUGGAGCGGGACUAUGAGGCACAGAAAGAGGCUGAUCGAGGCAAGAUCACAGUGUACGAGGGCAAGGGAAGCGAUUUUGACGACAGGCGAACAACCUUCACGCGACGCGACGAUGGUGUGAGGGUCGAGCGACGAGUCGAGGACCGGUAUGACGACCAUGGAUAUGAGAUCGACCAUUACCGCAAGGAAACAGAGUACUACACCCGUCCAUCACCACCGUCGUCGCCCGUCAUUAUCCGUGCCCCGCCGCGGGAGCCGCAGAAGAUCUAUGUCGAAGAGGCUCCUGCACCACCUCCUGUUGUCAUCCCACGCCAGUCGAACCCUGGUGUCAUGGUGGUUAGGGAGAAGGAGCGCGACCGAGAAUUGGCGCGACGAGAGAGGCCCGAAGAAGACUAUUACUAUCGCCAUACACGAUACGAAGUCGGGCCACAUGAUCGGGACCGUGACCGUGAUUGGGGCAUGGCGAAAUACGAUCGUCAUCGCCGUGACCAUGAUUACUCCGGUAGCGAUGAUGAUUACUACGUACAUCGGCGACGGGUGGUCCGGCGCGAACGCAGCGAAAGUCCGGAGAACCACAAGCGCACGCUGGCAGCCGGUGCCUUGGCUGGUGCUGGCAUCACUGCGUUGAUGAACAGCCGUCGCGAUGAGUAUGGCGACGUGCCCGACCACCGCGGGCGCAAGGUCAUUGCGGGAAGCGCUCUGGGAGCACUGGGGACCGAAGCAUUGCGUCGGGCUCACAGUGCGUACGAGGACCGCCACCGUGAUCGCGACGAUUCUCCAGAUGACCACUCUCGGCUCAAAAAGGGCCUCGGCAUAGCCGCCGUGGCCCUGGCCGCGGCUGGUGCUGCCAAGUACUAUCAGUCUAACAAGGUGGACAAAGAGGAGGCUUCUCGAGGACGCAGUCGUGGCCGUCGUCGUUCAGCGGGCGGCCGGAUGUAUUCUCGGUCCCGCUCGAGCAGUUCCAGGAGCCGGGGUCGUAGUCUGUCCACAGCCGCGAAAGCUGCCCUCGGCACUGCGGCGACCGCUGGAAUCGUCAAACACUUCCGUGACAAGUCGAAGAGCAGGUCGCGCAGCCGCAGCAAGUCCAAGAUCCGACGCGCGGCCGAGAUUGGUGGCGCUGCGGCAGCGGCUGGCGUGGCCACAAAGAUGUGGAAGAACCACAAGGACAAGAAAGAGAGAUCGCGCUCAUCAUCGCGGGCGUACAGCGACGACGACCGCGACUACGUGCGCGGACGGGGGCGGUCUGUUGACAGUCGUCUCAGCCGCAGCCGCAGCAGAUCACAGGCUAGCAGAUCCAUUCGCCGUUCCGACACUGGGACUGAUCCCCAACUAGGGCUUGUAGAAUACGGAAACGACCCCCUUGGACCCGAGCGAGGCUACGAGAGCGAAGCAGAGGAGAGAAGGCGGAGGAGGCGGAGGCGUCGCCGCCGGUCCGUAUCAUCGGAUGGGUCAUCGGACAGACACAGAAGCAAGAGCCGACUGAGAGACAUGGCAUCAGCUGGAGCCGCUGCUUUCGGCAUCAAAGAGUACAAGGACCGCAAGGACGCCGAGAAGAGAGAGCAAAGGGAUAGACGAUCUCGGAUCACUCAAGGAGACGCCGAGCUCGUGACGACCCGGAUGGCUUUUUUGACGACCGUCCUGUUCGGGGAGGGUCACCGCCCGUCACGUCAGGGGGAGCAUACUACCCGCCCUACCCACAGACUCCUGGCGCGGCGGGUGGACCAGCGGGAUAUCCACCGUAUCCAGCGGCAGAGCCGUCAACCUACAUCCCCCAAGACUAUACCGGCUAUCCGCCCCCUCCCGCUCCGGGACCGCCCCCAGCAGGAGGCCCUCAUCCUGCGGCGGGAUUCAUGCCGCCAGGUCCGCCAGCCCCGGGGCCACCACCCGGUCCUCCUGGGAGUAACUACCCCCCAGACCAUCUCCAUGACGAUGGAGAGACACAAGAAGGAGCAUGAAGAGCACGAGCAAACUGCCGCCAAGGAUGCCCUUCCCCUGGUCAUUGAUAAUGCGGAGGACGAAAGCGACUCUUCAAAGUCAAUAGAAGAACUACCCGAUCGCUUCCACAGGGAUGGGCAGCCCAUCUCGACGCGGAGCCAGACCAUCCCCCAGGCGCCACUGACGACACGGAGCGGCGAAUUCGAGCGAAGACCGCAGCGGCCGGGGGACUGGGACGUUCGAGGGUCGUGGCAGGUUGGUGGCACUGACCCUGUGGUGGUGGAGCGGAUGGUGCGGAGUUUCACGGAUGCGUUGGAUGGAAAGCGAGGCUGGAUGGGCGUCUUGGGCGAUGUCCUGGAGAGUGGGUUGCUGCCUGGGCCCGAGGGGGCUUUGGCAUCGCUUUCGGGAGACGGAGGAGGACGCGAUAAUCGCGGACGACACAGGAAGAGAUGA
Molecule: messenger RNA, 2700 nt
Organism: Emericellopsis cladophorae
Lineage: Eukaryota; Fungi; Ascomycota; Sordariomycetes; Hypocreales; Bionectriaceae
Exons: 4
Coding region: 1-2700 (899 amino acids)
Source: RefSeq, a predicted model, not a curated record